Molecule: messenger RNA, 459 nt
Organism: Staurois parvus
Lineage: Eukaryota; Metazoa; Chordata; Amphibia; Anura; Ranidae
Source: the annotation of a GenBank genome assembly
ACUGCAGACAGUACAGGGGAUGACCAGAGACUGCGGACACAGUACAGGAGAUGACCAGAGACUGCAGACACAGUACAGGGGAUGACCAGAGACUACGGACACAGUACAGGAGAGGACCAGAGACUGCGGACACAGUACAGGAGAUGACCAGAGACUGCAGACACAGUACAGGGGAUGACCAGAGACUGCGGACACAGUACAGGAGAGGACCAGAGACUGCGGACAUAGUACAGGAGAUGACCAGAGACUGCGGACAGUACAGGAGAUGACCAGAGACUGCGGACACAGUACAGGGGAUGACCAGAGACUGCGGACACAGUAUAGGAGAUGACCAGAGACUGCGGACAUAGUACAGGAGAUGACCAGAGACUGCGGACACAGUACAGGGGAUGACCAGAGACUGCGGACAGUACAGGAGAUGACCAGAGACUGCGGACACAGUACAGGGGAUGACCAGAG